UCUUCUUACUACUACUAGUCUACUACUAGUUGUGAUCGCUGAAUUCCGCCGAAUUCAGCAGCGAAAAUAGCACGGAAAUGGAUUGUAAAAGCCUUUGCAUCGUGAUCUUAAUCAUUUUACCAUUUUGUAUACACUGCCAGGAUGGAACAAGUCUGGGAACAGGUGGUCAGGAUCCUGCAACACCAGCGCAAACCAUGGCAGCAGUAGUGCAGGAAAAUGUCACAAAGACUACCACCACACCUAAACCUGACACUAAUCGUACAUCAAGCCCAGCCACUCAGGCACCAGGAUCAGCUAAUGCAUCUACAUCAACUUCAGGACCCACAAAAAAUGAAACUUCACCAGUCACAACAUUGGCCAAUGGGGAGCCUGAUGAGGAGCUCCCUACAGAAGAUACAGUAACCGAUGAUCCCACAGCUACGGUCGGUCUUGAUGAUGAUUCAAUCACCACUACUGCACAACCAACCAAGCCCUCAGUACCAGCAUACUAUGAGCUCUGUCCUUCUGGUUUACCUUGUGAGAUGCUAGGAGCACAGUGCCUCAACUGCAGUAUGGAUACCUCUUGUGUGUACGGGAGGGAGUAUAACACAACAUGUUACCCUAACCAAGGACUAGACUGUGUGGGUUCUUUACCUGUGGAAAGGUCAUACCAGUGUAGAUACUGCUAUCAGACUGAGACCUGGCAGCAGUCGUGUACACCUGCCAAUAAUUGUCAUGUUUAUGCUUGCCCGAAGCAAUACAUUAAAGUCAACUGUACAGUGGAUGAGGAUGUAUUCUGUUUGGGUUCCAGAAAUUUUCAUCGAAGAAAACCCUGCAACUGGACUUCUGGAUCAAAGUGGUCUACAGCUCUCAUAUUAAGUAUCACACUUGGAGGCUUCGGAGCAGACAGGUUUUACCUGGGCUACUGGCAGUCAGGUCUGGGUAAGCUAUUCAGCUUUGGAGGGGCUGGGGUCUGGACACUGAUCGAUGUCUUACUCAUUGCAGUUGGCUACAUCACACCCUCUGAUGGAUCUCACUACAUCUAUUGACCAAUCAAAUUGACUGUUAUGAAAUACAACUGGGCUACUGGCAAUCGGGUCUGGGUAAGCUAUUCAGCUUUGGUGGGGCAGGGGUCUGGACGCUGAUCGAUGUCUUACUCAUCGCGGUUGGCUACAUCACACCUUCGGAUGGAUCUCACUA
This is a messenger RNA of Strongylocentrotus purpuratus (purple sea urchin), 1179 nucleotides long. RefSeq names its product TM2 domain-containing protein 3 (gene tm2d3). The record is from RefSeq and is a predicted model, not a curated record. NCBI's taxonomy places the organism in Eukaryota, Metazoa, Echinodermata, Echinoidea, Camarodonta, Strongylocentrotidae. Bases 78 to 1028 code for a protein of 316 amino acids. The transcript is spliced from 6 exons.